This is a messenger RNA of Amaranthus tricolor (Joseph's coat), 5430 nucleotides long. RefSeq names its product phosphoinositide phospholipase C 2-like. The record is from RefSeq and is a predicted model, not a curated record. Gene Ontology annotation, molecular function: phosphatidylinositol-4,5-bisphosphate phospholipase C activity. Gene Ontology annotation, biological process: lipid metabolic process; phosphatidylinositol-mediated signaling. The transcript is spliced from 9 exons. Lineage: Eukaryota; Viridiplantae; Streptophyta; Magnoliopsida; Caryophyllales; Amaranthaceae. Bases 3393 to 5120 code for a protein of 575 amino acids.
ACUGAUUUUUCCUUGAGCAAAUAACAGCCGGACACGCAUAAUUCCACCACCUUUUGUUUUGAGAACGUGGGGGUAGUGGAGGUAUGUGUGAGAUAGUGGACGUUAUGCUUAUGGUAACUGCUGGCUGUUCCCUCUAUAAAUAGAAGGGACUUUGCUCGAAUCAAAAAUCAAUCCUUUUUAGGAUUCAAGAGUGUCCAUUAAAGGGAGAUCAUCUUAAGAAAAAUAUUUUCAGUUUUCCAAUGCCAAUUAAUUUAUUAUAUUUUUCUUAAGUAAUUAUUUUAAUUCUUAUCCUCUUGAGAAAUGGCCUUGUAAAGGGUAAUUGAGUGUUUUGUUGUAAUUAGACUUAUGGGAAGUCUAAGGGAAUAGAGAAUAGAAUCGAGAGAAGAGAAAGAGAAGGAGAGAAGAGAAGAGAAAGAGAAGAGAAGAGAAGUAGGCCUAAGUAGAGAAGCUUUGAGUAAAGCGUUUAGAGAAUUGAGAAGCUUCAAGUGAAGCAAAACAUUGUUAUGUGUAAUUGUAAUUGAUUGCCUUAACAUAGUGAGAAUUUUGAAAUCCCGGGGGGUCGUGGUUUUUUCCUUCUUAUUAGGCCAAGAAGGUUUCCACGUAAAAAUCCUUGUCUCCUUUUAUUAUUUUUCUUUUCGUUUUUAAGUUUAAGUUUUUGUCCUUUACUUAAUAUAAUUCCGCAAAAAUUAGAGGCAAAAAUCUUAAACCUACUACACAACAAUUCACCCCCCUCUUGUUGCAUUCGAUCAUCUAUUAGCAUUCCUACAGUUUGCAACGAUAAACGUCACUCGGAAAUCUUGAUAUAGAUUGAAGGCGACUACAAGCUUUCCUAUUAUGAUAUUUGCCCCACAAAGGUACUUGGGUUAUGAGAAUGGAAAUUCACAAUGAGAUACAAUUAGUCACAUCAACCGAUCAGUACGAACCGAUUAAAUUAAAUGAUUAUGUAUUUAUGUAGAGAUUAAAACCAGAAAAACAAUAAAAGAGUUAAUUACUCUCUUCUAUGUUUCAAGAGAUUGAGAGAAAGAUUAAGUAGAAAUUCUAUUCCAAAAUGUAAAUAAUUUCCAUGCACUCACACUUAUUUAUAGAGUUGAAAUGACAUAUGGAUUCAUCCAAAACAUACAUCAAUAAUAACUGAUGAUUAUCAAUUAACUAUGACGUAAAAUAUUUGUUCAUAACAACACAAUCCUCCAUGAACAAAUGCAUUGUUCUGAAGUGCUCGAACGAGAAUAAUAUGUGCUCGAACGAUCAUAAGCCAAAUCAACUUCCAGAAACUUUCUGACGCGAAAUUUCUAAGUGCUCGAACGAGCAAAUGCCAAAAAAUCAAGCAAAAGGUUUUCGAACAAACUGCAUGACGAAUGAGCAAGUGCUUGAACGAGCACCAUCAUGCUCAAACGAGCAGACCAACCAACCGAGCACAUGUUUUUGGUUCCGUUGUUACGUUAUUGCUUAGUGUAUGCCUUAGUAUAUAUCUUAAACCUUUGAAUAUAGUCUUACAUGCUCUAAAUCUCAACAUGUACAAGAAGGAAGGACAGAAAUUUGAGCAUGUAAAAUUGGUCAUGAAAUUUCAAUUUCUAUAACAUGCUGCUGUCUUACUUCUUUCAUCAUCAAUUUACCAUACUUUCAAUUCCUACCAUAUAAGUCCAUGUCGGUUAAACUUGGGAGCUUAUAUUGCACACAAAUAUUUUACGUGUCCAAGUGUUAAAUUUGACUAAUUAAUGCAAACUACUUACAAGCACUAAAAACACACAAAUUCUAUAAUGCUAUGGUGGGGAAUGAUGAUUUAUUUCUAAAAUAUGGAUUUGACUCUUUUUUAGUGUUUGACAAAUAAAGGAUAUUUAAAUUUGGAUUCGAGGCAAAUCCACUAUGGUUAUAAAAGUGGUUAGAAAUGAGAAUUUUAUGUCAUUCUAAAAUUCUUCAUUAAUAAAUUCAUAAUUAAAAUCUUCAAUUUGAAAUAACAUACAUAUUCCCAAACGAAAUCUAAAUUUGAUUCAAAUUAAAGUAUCUAAAUAUUUGUCCUAAUGUCAAAACUCCCACAAGAAUGUGAGGUAAAAUGAAAAUUACGACUAAAAUGUGUGAGUUGUUUCAUCUACCAAUAAAUUAAGUCACAUAAUUUCCAUUGAUGACUAUAAUUUAUUCAUAAUAAUACCAUGUGAAUGAAGUAACAAACAUGUAUUAAUUCAAAGAUCGUUCAAAUACUAUAAUUCCAUGCAAUUAUUUUCAAAGAUUGAAUUAGAUUAAACAAAGCUUUUACAACAUUAAGAAUUAAGAAUAGCGUGCUUGGUGUCUAAUGUAUGGAUUAAUCUCUAUUUAAUUAUAAUUAUGUGGGAAGGCAAUCCUUUUUGCAACUACGAAGAAACAUAGCCCUUUCAAUAUUUAUUCUAGUUUUAAGUCUGAAGAAGAAUGUGAAAGUUGAUUCAUCUUAAACAAAGUGGAAACAUAAUCAGCAGAAUUUAUUUCCUUCUUUAUCAAAAAAAAAAUUCCAUUAAUAAAUUAAAAAGAUACUAUAGUCGGAUUAUUUUUAUAUAAUUCACACCAUUUUGGCAUGACACAACUAUUCAAAAAGUAUCAUUUGAUAGCAAAAUACCAUUAUUGUCCCUAAAUAAUAAAAAAAAAGUGUAAAAGUAAAUAAAAUAUAGCGUAAGAAUAUAAUAGUAGUAAAUAUAAUAAUGUAGCAAGUAUUAUGAAAAGAUAAAAAAAGGAAAAUGUAGUAAAUAUUAUGGAACGGAGGAAGUGUAUACCUAAUGCUCCACACACCUGGUGGGUCAAUUGUAAAAGACCUUUUAUGACCACUAACAAGACUAAAGUUGUGUACAUCCAUCCUCAAACACCACGUAGGUGGAGCCACUAAUAGCAUCAACGUAAUAGAAUGUUGAUAGAGAAUUAAAGAUACUAAAAUUGGAUUUUUUUUUUUAAUUGACUUAAUAAAUCAUGUGCAUGUUAUUAUAUAUGCAUACUUAAAGUAGCAUAUUAUGGUCAAUGAAAAAUACUAUUUUUUGAUAAUUAGCAAGACUAAAGUUGGGUGCAUCUGAUCCUUCAAUUUUGAUACGAAAUUAAAGAUAAUAAAAUUAGACUUUUUUUUUUAAUUGACUUAAUAAACAUGUGCAUGUUAUUAUAUAUCUAUACUUAAAAGUAGCAUAUGAUGGUUAGUCGAAAAGAAUAUUUUUUGAUCAUUAGCAAGACUAAAGUUGCGUACACCCGACCCUUCAAUUUUGCCUACAAUGUUGGAUAGAGAGCUAAAGUUGCUUCACAAUAUGAGCAAGGAGAAUGUUUGUUGUAUUUUUAUAAUGUAAAGCAACUAUUCUCAGUCGUCCUUUUAAUGCAACAAAGUUUAAAGGGCAGAAAACACCAAGUUGAGGGAUCAGAAAAAGAAAAAACAACAAAGUUUUACAAAAAUGACCAAACAAGCAUAUGAAUUCUGUUUUUGUUACCGGAGAAUGUUUAAGCUAAAAAUGGCAGAACCUCCAGAAGAUGUUGUGAAUAUAUUCAACAAGUACUCUGAUAAUGGACUUAUGUCCAUUGAAAGGCUUCAUCAUUUUUUGGUAGAUUUUCAAGGAGAAGAAAAGGCUACAUAUGAUCAUGCUCAAAACAUUUUCAACAGUCUUAAACAUCUUCAUGUUUUUCAGAGGAAGGGUCUUCACCUUGAUGAUUUCUUUAAAUAUCUUUUUGGGGAUCUUAAUCCUCCUCUUGCACCUCUUGGGGUGCACCAUGACAUGACAGCACCAUUGGCUCACUAUUUUCUGUACACAGGCCACAAUUCCUACUUAACCGGGAAUCAGCUCAGCAGCACAAGCAGCAUUGUGCCCAUCAUUAAGGCCUUAAGAAGCGGAGUCAGGGUGAUCGAGCUAGAUUUAUGGCCCAACUCCAAAAAGAAUGAUGUCGAAGUUUACCAUGGAGGGACAAUGACUCCUCCGGUGAAACUUAUAAAGUGUUUGGAGGCGAUCAAGGAAAACGCAUUUUAUGCUUCAGAGUACCCUGUCAUUAUCACAUUUGAAGAUCAUUUAGACUCUUUUCUUCAGGCUAAAGUUGCUCAGAUGGUUACUACAACAUUUGGAAAUAUGCUAUUUCCAGGCAUGGAUUUUUUAGAAUUUCCUUCACCAGAAUCUUUGAAAAGAAGGAUUCUUAUAUCAACUAAACAACCAAAAGAAUCCCGAGACAGUCUUAAGGAAGAAGAACCCAAUGAACAAAAGCUGAAAGAAUCUACUGAUAGUUCAGUGCAUACUUUAGGAGAUAAAGGCAGAUCGCAAAUCACGCAAAGUGGGAUGGAGGAAGAGGAUGAGGAAGAGGAAGAAACAUUAAUUCCUGAAUAUAAGAAUUUGAUUUGCAUUCAUGCUGUGAAGGGGAGAGGUGGUUUGGAAAACUUACUUAAGGGAGACUCCAAGAGAGUUGCCCGCUUGAGUUUAAAAGAGCAGAAGCUCGAAAAUGUUGUUAGGACUCGUUCAACUGAUAUCAUUCGAUUUACUCAGAAGAACCUAUUAAGAGUAUAUCCAAAGGGUACUCGAAUUCUAUCUUCAAAUUACGAUCCUUUCAUUGGGUGGACUCAUGGAGCUCAAAUGGUUGCACUAAAUAUGCAGGGAUAUGGAAAGUACCUAUGGAUUAUGCAAGGAAUGUUCAGAGCAAAUGGUGGGUGUGGCUAUGUUAAAAAGCCGGAUUUCCUUUUAAACAUUGGUUCAAAUAAUGAGGUUUCCGACCCCAGCAUCAGAAGGCAAGUCAAGAAAACUUUGAAGGUAAUGAUAUACAUGGGGGAAGGAUGGCAUUUGGAAUUCAAUCAGACUCAUUUCAACCAAUAUUCACCCCCAGAUUUCUUCACUAAGCUUCAAGUACUGGGAGUCCCAACUGACAAAAGGAAGGUGAAAACAGUGCCUAUUGAAGAUCAAUGGAUCCCUUUGUGGAACGAAGAGUUCGAGUUCCCAUUAACAGUUCCUGAACUAGCUGUCUUAAGGAUCGAAGUUCGUGAUUAUAACAUGAGUCAGAGGCAUGAUUUUGGAGGCCAAACUUGCUUGCCUGUGUCAGAGCUUCAGAGCGGCAUUCGAGCUGUUCCGUUGUACAAUAAGAAGGGAGAAAGAUAUAAGUUUGUAAAACUUUUGAUGAGGUUUCAGUUUGUAGAAGCUAACUUACUGUGAUCUAGUGUACUGUACUAGAUGAGAUAGGGAUCAGUGAUCACAAAUCACAGAUCAUUCUGUGUAUCAAAAAUUUUACUUGAGUUACUAAGGUGUGCAAUGGGCUGGGGUCCAUUGGGCCUCUAGGCUCGACCCUUUAUUAAACGGGCUUUUAACGGGUAGGGUCUUAAGUGGGCUGGACUUUUAAACGGUCAACUUUUAUAAUAUAUGAAGCGGGCUAAAAAUAGAUUUUUGUCGUGUUAUUUUUGGUUUGUUUGGUUCUGAAUCAUAUUCGUAUUUUUUGUGAAUCAUUUUCCUUCAAGAAUAGUUUAUG